UGCAGACAGGCUGUCAUAGCUGCGAGUCCACCUGCACAUGGGCGUAACUUGAACCCGCCGGUCAACGCUAUCCACUCCUCUUCUGUAGCUUUAUUUAAGGUCACGCUGCUCCUUUACCGACAAACCUCCGCCCCUCUCUAAUCGACGGCAAUGGAGUCACCAGCCAGCGAAAUAGCCCUAGAAUUUCCCCCAUUCUUCCGAGUUUACAAAGACGGCCGCCUCGAACGCUUCCAGCUAUCCGACUACGUCCCCCCCGCCGUCGAUCCCGCCACUGGCGUUGAAUUCAAGGACGUCGUCAUCUCCCCGGAAACCGGACUCAAAGCUCGCCUAUUUCUGCCCAAAAUCAGCGGCUCCGAUCAGAGACUCCCGCUCGUCGUACACUUCCACGGCGGAGGCUUCUGCAUUGGAUCCGCUUUCGGCAACAUCAAUCUCAAGUAUCUCACCUCUCUCGCCUCCCAAGCCCGCUGCAUCGCCGUUUCUGUCGAGUACAGGCUUGCGCCGGAGCACCCAUUGCCGAUCGCACACGACGAUUCGUUUUCCGCGUUGCAGUGGGUCGCCGCCCAUUCUACUGGGCAGGGACCCGACCCGUGGCUGAACCGGUACGCGGACUUCGGGAGGGUUUUCUUGGCGGGCGAGAGCGCCGGUGCCAACCUGGCCCACCACGUGGCGGUCCGAACAGGCGCCUCGGGGCUGGGAGGCGUAAGGCUGCUUGGGCUGGUCGUGGCACAUCCAUUCUUCGCCGGCAAGGAGCCCGACAAAAUGAUGCUGUACCUGUACCCGGGAAGCAGCGGAUCGGACGACGACCCGAAGCUGAGCCCUAAUGCGGAUCCGGACCUGGGGAAAAUGGGCUGCUCCAGGGUGCUGGCCUGCGUGGCGGAAAAGGAUUGGCUGAAGCCGAGAGGGGUGGCCUACUGUGAGACAUUGAAGAAAAGUGGUUGGAAGGGUACAGUGGAGUUGAUUGAGAGCGAAGGAGAGGAUCACUGCUUCCAUGUCUUCAAUCCCAACUGUGAGAAGGCUGAGGCUUUGAUGCAAAAGCUGGUUUCCUUCGUAAAUCAAGAUUGAUUGAUUGAUUGAUGGAGACAUUUUGGAUGCUUGCUUGCCGUGCAGGGACCAAACUGCAAAAAGCAUUUUUAAAGGGGGGUGUACCGGACUUAUUGUUUUAAAUAAAUUACGCCGGAGGGUAUGAAAUUUAACUAAAUUAUAAAAUAUAUGUUUGCAUUUUUAAAGUUACAA
Messenger RNA from Diospyros lotus (date-plum), 1233 nucleotides. Its product is annotated as 2-hydroxyisoflavanone dehydratase-like. The coding region runs from base 151 to 1062 and encodes 303 amino acids. The record is from RefSeq and is a predicted model, not a curated record. Gene Ontology annotation, molecular function: hydrolase activity. Lineage: Eukaryota; Viridiplantae; Streptophyta; Magnoliopsida; Ericales; Ebenaceae. The transcript has a single exon.